AUGAAGGCUGUUCUAUUCCGAGUUGCGUCCCUCGCUGCCGCCGCCGCUUCGGUGGGCGCCCAGACGACGGAUAGCGACGAUGGGUCUUCCACGUCUACUGCAACGACGGCUUGCGCUGCCCAGAACAUCCUCGACACUUGCCUCUCUACGACCGAGAGCUAUGUCAGUCUUUGCGAUACGACCGACUAUAUGUGCCUGUGCGAUAAGUACACCGCCAUCUUGACUAUGAACGCCAGCUUGUACGCCACCACCUCCGGCAACCGCACCGUCAGCCGCAGCAUCACGUCUACUUCGUCCUCGGAGACGACCACAACCAGCGAGGGUGUCGUAAAGACCGCCGACGUCACUGCCGCCGCGAGCUCCCCCACAGCCACCGAGCCCACCCAGAGCGGUAACAGCGCCGGCGAGAGGGCAGUCCAUGCCGGGGGCAGACUAGCCGCCCUUGCCGGCGUCAUCGCGUAUUUCCUAUAGGCCUCGCACCCGCUCGUCCUUGCUAUGCGCUGUGGGUGGGGUGGGAUCCGGAUGCAUCCUUUCUUCCUUUGAGGGGAUAUAUCGCCAUGUUCUUCGCUGUGUUGGGAUGUUUUGCGGUCGGAUGAAUGGGCAUGUAUUCAG
Molecule: messenger RNA, 612 nt
Organism: Daldinia decipiens
Lineage: Eukaryota; Fungi; Ascomycota; Sordariomycetes; Xylariales; Hypoxylaceae
Exons: 2
Coding region: 1-471 (156 amino acids)
Source: RefSeq, a predicted model, not a curated record